GUUCAAGAGCAAUAUGACAGUGUGGUUCAGAAUAGUGUGAAAUAACGUGCGUGAAAAGACAGAAGUAUGGCUUCUACGUUUUUCACGCUUCUCGUGGGUGCGGUGCUCCUGUUCAUCUUGUACUUCAUCAAGAAGUACACCUACUGGAAAAGACGUGGAGUUCCAACAGUUAAAGGGGUUGUUCCAUUCGCGGGCAAUAUAUUACCGGUAUUAACAUUACAAUCAAAUUUCAAUGACAUGCACACCAAAAUGUACAAAGAUUACAAGCAGUACAGCAUGGUAGGGUACUAUAAAUUAUGGACACCGGUACUGAUAGUUCGCGAGCCUCAGAUGGUAAAAACCAUAUUGCAAAGCAAUUUUUCAAGCUUUCACAAAAACGCAUUAACGGUCCGAGAAGAUCUGGAUCCACUGUUAGUUAAAAAUCCGUUUUUCACAUCCGGCGAAUCAUGGUCCCGUUCCAGGAAACGCAUGACCUAUGCAUUUUCCAACGUAAGAUUGAAAUCACUUUUCGUAACUGUCAACGGAGUGUGCAAAAAGUUUGAAGAUUUUCUGAACCGACGAUUAGCUUUCGACGAUAAAUAUGAAACUGAACUGAAGCACUUAUUUUCGAAAUUCACCGGUGAAGUCGUAGCGAAUGCCGGAUUGGGUAUCGAAGGAUUUUGUUUCGAGGACACGAAGCAUGCUGGGGCGUUCGAUAUAAUAUCUGAACCUAUUUUUGAACCAAGCUUCUUCCGAGCUUUUGAGAAUAAUGCGUUAUUCAUAACGGAACUGAGGAAUCUUCUGAGAUCAAAAUGGAUACCUAAAGAGUUUGAUGCAUUCUUCCGAAACAUCGUGAAAGAGAACAUAGAAAUCAGACAAAAGGAAUCAACACCUAGAAACGAUUUUCUUCAGGUCAUGAUCGAUCUUAUGAAGACAUCGAACGAGAACAUAGACAUGGAGUCUAUUACCGCGGAAGCGUUAUCCUUCUACGUCGACGGUUUUGAAACAUCCAGCAUUACCCUAAGUUUCAUUGGCUAUAAUCUAGCCGCACAUCCCGACGUUCAAGAAAAGCUGAGACAGGAAAUUACCUCUAAAAUCGCUAAAUACGACGGGGUACUAACCUUCGAUGCGUUGAAGGAGAUGACGUACAUGGAACAAGUGAUGAACGAAUCGCAAAGAUUGUAUCCCGCUUUAUCUGCCUUAUCCAAGAUAUGUACAGAGAAGUUCGAAUUGCAAGGAUCAGACGGACUGACGUUGCAAGUGGAGCCUGGUACUGAAAUCAUUAUACCCCACCAUGGCUUUCAAUUAGAUCCCCAAUACUGGGUUGACCCGGAGGUUUUCGAUCCAGAACGAUUCAACGAAGAGAAAAAGCAAAGUAUAGUAAAAAUGACUUUCCUUCCUUUUGGAGAAGGUCCGAGAAUGUGUGUCGGUAUGAAGAUGGCUAUGUUGCAAAUGAAAGCGUGUUUGGCUACCUUGGUAGGCAAGUACAAAUUUACGUUAUCACCUAAGACACAGAUUCCUUUGAAGAUGACCCCUUAUCAUUUCCUAGCGGCAGCACAGGGAGGCUUGUGGGUUCAUAUUCGAAAAUUUAAUAAUUGUUAUUUCUGAGCUUUUGAUUAUUCUGUAUAAAGGGGCUACGCCCGUAUAUAUGUAUAUAUAUAAAUAAUUUUUAUUCAAAAGAUGUAAAUUAAUAUUGUGCUAAAGUUUUGUUUUGUUUGAUCGUCGACAACGUAAGAGUUUAGAUUCUAAGUUCCUGACGUCAACUAAGAUUGCGUAAAUAUGGAAGCGAUAAACUAAUAAGACCUCCGAACUUGCAACAUCAUCGUUAUGAAUUAAAUUACUAUAACCACUUACAACACAAAUCAAAAUAACACAUGGUUUUUAAUCAACAGUCAAUGUACACGUGUUGCGUAUCUUUAUUUACUUCGAUUUUGCUACUUGACACGAAACGUAUGAAAACGAUUAUCACAAUAAUUUAUUAAACAAAAAAUCUAACAGUAGGAAACUGAUAAAGCGAUACUGGCGUCUUGACACCACUCAGACAAAACUCAAGAGAUUUAUUGCGAACUGUUAUUGCUAUAUAGUAGUAAAGUAAGGAGAAAAAUAGAACAAAAUAGCGAAUAUAUGGUGGUGCGUGUCGAGUGCAAGUCUGUUUGCCGCUUCUCGGAAUGUGGGGACAAGAAUGAGUUUCCUGAGUGGUUUCCCGUGUUCACUAUUGCUCUGUACACCUAACUGGGCAAAAUAUAUGUAUGCGUGCGCUGACAUUUUAUAUUUUAUACAUAUCUCAGCUAACUUGACGCAACGUGCGAAAGAACGACACGUAUGUAAAAAGUGUAAGUUAAAAAAAACAAGAGGUCAAUGAUAUUUUGAUUGAAAAAUAAGUAUAAAAUUUCAA
Osmia bicornis bicornis is the source of this 2374-nucleotide messenger RNA. RefSeq names its product probable cytochrome P450 6a13. Lineage: Eukaryota; Metazoa; Arthropoda; Insecta; Hymenoptera; Megachilidae. The record is from RefSeq and is a predicted model, not a curated record. Gene Ontology annotation, molecular function: iron ion binding; oxidoreductase activity, acting on paired donors, with incorporation or reduction of molecular oxygen; heme binding.